Bufo bufo (common toad) is the source of this 3475-nucleotide messenger RNA. Its product is annotated as von Willebrand factor A domain-containing protein 5A-like. The coding region runs from base 113 to 2686 and encodes 857 amino acids. The transcript is spliced from 21 exons. The record is from RefSeq and is a predicted model, not a curated record. Lineage: Eukaryota; Metazoa; Chordata; Amphibia; Anura; Bufonidae.
CCCUCCUCCUCCUCCUCCACCAGUUUACGUGAAGUCACUGACACCAGUCCGGAGCUGAUCACACUGCACAGGAGAAGCAGACGCACUGAGAAGACGGAGAGCAAGACCCAAGAUGCCGCUGCCUCCUCCAUGUUGUGGUCUCAUCGUUGUUGGUUCCCAACUUCCAGUUCCUCUCAAGGGGAUCUUUGUUGACGUCCAGGUGAAAGGCUUUGUGGCUGAUGUGUCUGCUACGCUCAAGUACAAGAAUGAGGAGGAGAAGGCUGUGGAGGCCAUCUUUGUAUUCCCCAUGGAUGAAGACUCAGCUGUCUACAGCUUUGAGGCCAAAGUUGAGGGAAAGACCAUUGUAGCCGAUCUCCAGGAAAAGGAACAGGCUCAUAAGACCUACGAUGAGGCCAUCAGCCAAGGCCAGCAGGCUUUUCUUCUGGAAGAAGACAAAAGCUCUGCUGAUGUUUUCAGCUGCAUUGUUGGGAACCUGCCACCUGGUCAGGAGGCUGAAGUGACAUUAAAAUAUGUGCGGGAGCUUCCAGUCGAGGCUGACGGUGCCGUCCGAUUUGUGCUUCCUGCUGUCCUCAACCCCAGAUAUACCCCAAAAGACCAACCUGUGAGUGUGACUGCCACACGCCCACAGGUGCCUAUAGGAGAGAUCCCGUACACCCUGAGUCUGAGCGCACACUUCCAGUCUGCAUUCGGCAUUGUCAAGAUAGUAUCCAACUGUGAUAUCAGCCCUGUGGAGUACACUAAUGAGGACAAGACCGCAGCCAAGGUAUCGCUGGCUGAGGGACACAAGUUUAAGAGAGACGUGGAGCUCCUUGCCUAUUACUCAGAGGUGAACAAACCGAGUGUGACUGUGGAGGCUGAUGCUGCCAAGGAGCCAAAGUCAUCAGGAUCUUUGAUGACCGAGUCUGUCACCAUGUUGAACUUCUAUCCCAGUUUCCCACCCGUGCAGGAACAGACAAACUGUGGAGAAUUUAUCUUUGUGGUGGACCGGUCCGGGAGUAUGAAUUGUGCAAUGAAUUCAGAGCCAAAUGCUCUACAACGUAUUGACAGUGCGAAGGAGACCCUCAUCCUUCUAUUGAAGAGUUUGCCUCUUGGGUGUUACUUUAAUAUUUUUGGAUUUGGUUCCUAUUUUGAGUCUUUCUUCACGGAGAGUAAGGAGUAUACACAACAAUCCAUGGAAGAAGCUGUUAAGAAGGUCAAGGAGAUGAAAGCCAACUUUGGAGGAACAGAAAUCUUGAGCCCUUUGAAGAAAAUCUAUGAUACCGCUGGGAGGCCAGACCACCCAAGACAGCUUUUUCUCUUCACGGAUGGAGAGGUUGGGAACACAAAAGAAGUGAUUGAUGAAGUCCAGAAAAAUUCUCAUAAUCACAGAUGCUUCGCAUUUGGCAUCGGUGAGGGAGCCUCCACAUCCCUCAUCAAAGGUAUGGCCCGAGCAGGUAGUGGAACAUUUGAGUUCAUCACCGGCAAAGACAGAAUGCAAACCAAGGUUCUUCGAGCUCUAAAAUGUUCCUUACAGCCCACUGUGAAGAAUGUCUCCCUGACUUGGUCUCUUCCCUCUGGCAUGGAAGCCAUUCUCCUGUCUAAGGUCCCCACCUCCAUCUUCCAGGGACAAAGGUCCAUUGUGUAUGCCCAACUGAAAGGAAAGGUGGAGACUGAAGCGGAGGGUGAGGUUUGCCUGCAGUACAAUUUUAAGGAUGAGCUUUUGAAGAACACCAUUCGUUUCCCUCUUAAAGUGGAGAAAGCUGAAAGACCCACCAUCCAUAGACUGGCAGCCAAGUCUCUGAUCUCUGAGCUGGAAUGUGGAAAGGACUCUAGAUCCGAGGAUGGGAAGAAGAGGAUCCUGGAGGUCAGUCUAGAGUCUGGAGUCAUCUCCUCGCUUACUGCCUUUGUUGCUGUUAAUAAGGACACCAAGACUCCAGUGGAAGGUCCUCCAGUACAAAGAGACAUCCCUGCUCCAGGUUUUAUGCAUGGAAUGAUGUAUCCGUCGUUUGGCUCGUCAAUGCCACUAAUGGGUAGUGGUGGACCAUUAGUUUUGGGGUAUCAUAGUAUGUCUCAGCGAAGAGCGACACGAAUGGCAAGUUUAGAUUCUCGUCCCGUGUCAGGCCGACAACUAGACACGCCGACCGCAGCUUCUCACAGCCAGAUGCCGCCCUUGACCCGCCACUCCCGCCACUUCCUGAAGCACCGCUCCGCCGCUGCCACUGGAAAUCUUCAAGAAACUUCGGCUCUUUUGCCACUGCCGCCGACGCCGCAACGAUGUCUUCACACACGGGAUGCUUCCUUCUUGCUUGAAGAUUCCAACAGCCAAGACCCAGCUGAAUGCAUGGAUAUGUCACCACCACCAGCUCAAGUCCAGAAGAUCCCCCCUUUCGUCAGUUUGAUUUCCCUGCAAAACGCUGAUGGUUCCUGGAAUCUUACCCCAGAAUUCUGCUCCAUUCUGGGAAUAUCAGAGCAGGACAUUAUUAACAAGAAUCCAGAACAGAAUAUGGACUCAUCAGUGUGGGCGACGGUCUUGGCGGUGAUCUGGCUCCAUGCAUCUUGUCUGGACCAGAGAGAGGAAUGGGAAUUACUGGAAGGUAAAGCCAUCUCCUGGCUUAAGGCUAAAGCAGGUUCCUCCUUGGAUCGGUUGGUCAGAGCUGGAAAUGAUCUGCUGAAAUCCUCUGUGAAUCCUAAUGUGUUUGGCCUGUGAGAGGAAGAAUGAAGAUGGUGGAGGUCUUCGGGUACGACCACACGGUCAGGUCUCUGCAUGCAAUUUUGGAAGCCAAACUCAGGAGUGGAUCAUAAAAGGAGAGAAAAUAUAAAAGGAGAAAUAGAACUUCUCCUAUUUUUUUUUAACUCGCUUCUGGUUUGGGCUUCCGAAACUGCAAGCGGAAACCCGACUGUGUGGUUGUACCCUUCUAAGGAAUACUGCCGCUCUCCAGAAUUGUACUGCUUCUCACCUUUACUUUGGAAUCAAUUUUCAUGAUAACAUUUUUGUGCCUUAUUACUCUUGAAAUGAGAUAAAAGCCAAAGAUGCAAGUGAUAAGUCUAGAGAAUCAUCUUCUAGUUAUAUUCUCAUUACACAGACCUGUUAAUGUUCACUUAUUUUUAGAAUGUACAGAGCAGCUCCACUGAAAUAUAUGCAUACAUGGAGAGAGGCCUUAGGGGUGUAUUGACACUUGGGAAGGUAGUAGUGCAGAAGUAAACCACUCUACAACUCCACCCUAAAAACUGGAUUAUUUCUUACCACACUCAAUCAAUAGAUACCAAUCAAUAGUACAUGUGAAUAUAAGAAAUUUUGUAAUGCAUUUCAUCAGAGAAAUUAUGCCUCAUUCAACACUUUUCAGAAUUUUCUCUCCCUCUCCUCCUAAAUCAACAUUCUUUGCUAAAUCCACCUUGAGAGACUGAUAAGGACUGUCAGCUCACUGAAGGAUCAGAUUAUAGCUGCCAAUAGAAGUCUAUGGCGAGGGAAGGAGGCGUGAACUACUAGAGGGAAAAA